Molecule: messenger RNA, 1187 nt
Organism: Engraulis encrasicolus (European anchovy)
Lineage: Eukaryota; Metazoa; Chordata; Actinopteri; Clupeiformes; Engraulidae
Product: CMP-N-acetylneuraminate-beta-galactosamide-alpha-2,3-sialyltransferase 1-like
Exons: 7
Coding region: 1-1038 (345 amino acids)
Biological process (GO): sialylation
Cellular component (GO): membrane
Molecular function (GO): beta-galactoside (CMP) alpha-2,3-sialyltransferase activity
Source: RefSeq, a predicted model, not a curated record
AUGGAGAACAUGCGUAUACGCAACAUCAAGCUUAAUGUGUUAAGAGACGAACCUCAUGAGGAUCCAAUUCUGCACCACCUGUAUGGUCCAAUGGAGCAGCAGGGGACAGGGUCUUGGAUAUUAUCCAGGAAAACACAGUUUUUACUUCUGUUGAGUUUUUCGUUAGGAUGUCUGUAUAUCAACCUGCAAGUCAACUUUCCCCAAAUACCACAGUGUCCUUGUGGGGACUGCCACACCAAUGACUCCUGGUUCUCCGCCCGUUUUAAUGCUUCAUAUCACCCUCUGAUGACAAGAAACAUCAGUAACGUGAGCCCGGACACUUUUCAGUGGUGGAAGCGUAUGCAGAGAACGCGUUCAGGAUGGGAUGAGUACAAACGAGCUGUGGACGAGAUUUUCCAAAUCAUCCCGGACAAGGAGAUGUACAUGGACGCUGGUCCUGAACGCUGUAGGGUGUGCUCUGUAGUCGGCAACUCUGGAAACCUCAAGAACUCCCAUUAUGGCCCUAUGAUUGAUAACGGUGAUUUUGUCUUCAGGAUAAACCGAGGUCCCACUGAAGGCUAUGAGCAGAAUGUUGGGACAAAAACUACUCACCGCAUUAUUUACCCUGAAAGUGCUGUUGACGUGGACAACUCCACUCACCUGGUCUUUUUUGCCUUCAAGAUGCUGGAUCUGAAAUGGUUGGUUAGUGUGUUCACCACACACACUAUCACUCGAGCACACAUCCCAGUGAAAUCAUCAAUCAGAGCAAAUAUAAGUUUGGUAAUGCUGGUCAGCCCCAGUUUUAUGAAGUAUGUACAUCACAAGUGGCUGCAGAAACAUGGCCAAUAUCCAUCCACUGGAUUCAUGACUCUUAUAAUGGCUCUUCAUAUCUGUGACAAGGUCCGAGUGUUCGGGUUCGGCGCUGACAAGGACGGCAACUGGAAUCACUAUUUUGAGACCAUCAAACCAAACUACAGAACAGGCAUACACAGGGGGCACUUUGAAUAUGCCACCAUCAAAGAACUUCAGAAAAGGAGUAAAAUUGAACUCUAUGGAUGACCUAAGGACAAGUCUAAUCUGGGUCCACAAUAGGCCUUGGCAUUAUGUGUUUAGCUGUGGCACCUUCUAAAUUUUGGACCAAUCUCUAACAAAAUACAAAAAACAACCACCCAUCCAUGUAACAAACAAACCAAACGAACAUUAAAUAA